Salvia miltiorrhiza (redroot sage) is the source of this 1643-nucleotide messenger RNA. RefSeq names its product probable serine/threonine-protein kinase PBL23. The transcript has 5 exons. Gene Ontology annotation, biological process: protein phosphorylation. Gene Ontology annotation, molecular function: protein kinase activity; ATP binding. The coding region runs from base 162 to 1328 and encodes 388 amino acids. NCBI's taxonomy places the organism in Eukaryota, Viridiplantae, Streptophyta, Magnoliopsida, Lamiales, Lamiaceae. The record is from RefSeq and is a predicted model, not a curated record.
AAGCCAAAUUGGGGUUGCAGGAGAGAAAAGUAAGAGCAAAUUGUAAUCAUUCAUCCCUGGAGAGACCAGAAAACCACAUCUGGUUUUUCCCAGGAACUCAAACUUUUCUAUCACCUGUCAUCCUAUGAAUUAUUAAUAUUUGCACAGGAGAAAUUUCAAAAAUGAUGAUGCAUUGUUUUUCGGGCUGCGUCUCAAAAGGAUCGAGGGUCCAUAAAAGAUCUUUGAGGAAGAGCUUUCAAGAAUUCAAGAAGCAUAAUAAAAAGCUCACCUCUUUUGCAAAUCUAUCAACCAGAACCGAUAGAAGCAAGAUAAGGUAUAUAUCGAAUGAAAUAGAGAAGCUUGGAAAAGGUAACAUCACUGCUCAAGUAUUCACCUACAAGGAGGUUUGUGCUGCCACUAAAAACUUCAGUCCUAGCAAUUUGAUAGGAGAAGGGGGUUUCGGGAGGGUCUACAAAGGCUACCUAGAAUCCAAAAAUAUGGACGUGGCAGUGAAGCAAUUGGACAGAAAUGGUUUCCAAGGAAAUAAAGAAUUUCUAGUGGAAGUGUUGGUGUUGAGCCUUCUUCAUCAUCCUAAUCUUGUCAAUUUGAUAGGAUAUUGUGCUGAAGGGAAUCACAGAGUUUUAGUUUAUGAAUACAUGCCUUAUGGCUCCUUGGAAGAUCAUCUCCUAAAUCUUAGUUCAGGCAAAAAGGCUUUGGACUGGAAUACAAGGAUGAAGAUUGCUCAAGGAGCUGCGAGGGGGCUAGAGUACUUGCACGAGCAGGCGAAUCCGCCAGUCAUAUACCGUGAUUUCAAGGCAUCCAAUAUACUCUUAGACUCCAGCUUCAACCCUAGACUUUCGGAUUUUGGGUUGGCUAAGCUAGGUCUCAUUAGUGAUGACAACCAUGUGACGACUAGGGUUAUGGGAACCUACGGCUAUUGUGCGCCCGAGUAUGCACAGACCGGGAGGCUCACUACAAAGUCAGACGUCUAUAGUUUUGGAGUCGUCUUCUUGGAGAUCAUCACGGGUAGGAGAGUCAUUGAUUUUGCACGGCCUCCCAACGAGCAAAACCUACUUGCUUGGGCGGAACCAUUGUUCAAGGACAAAAAGAAGUUCCAUUUGAUGGCGGAUCCAUUGCUUCAGGGUAACUAUCCUGAGAAAGCUCUUUUCCAAGCGCUUGCAGUGGCAGCAAUGUGCCUUAGUGAAGACGCUAACAUUAGGCCUAUAAUGAGUGAUGUGGUCACUGCUUUGGAAUAUUUGUGUGGACACAACAUCCAAGAACAAGAUCACAACCAUGAUGACGAUAACGAUGAUGAUGAAGAUGAUGAUGCAAGCGAUCACGGAGAUUAGGUAUGUCUAUUGCGCCAACACAUUCAGUUCGGAUCAGUUGGGUUGGAUUUUUUUCUAGAUGUGAAUUUUUCAACCUAACCCUCAUUUUCGAGCUAGCUUGCCAUUCCAAUGAGGAUCAUCGUAUACCAUCCAAAUAAUGUCAUUGUUGUAGGCCAUUUUUGUGAAAAAGGUUUUGUAGUGGCAGAAUCUUGCAGUUUUCUAUCAUUGAAUUAAUCUGUAAAUUUAGCAUACUAAGAGACCAUUAACAUUCUGUUUUGGGUUGUUGGUUUCACUUUUGUUUAAUUAUUUCAUAUGAAUGAUUGUAUUUCAGCGACA